AUAACCUUAUAUUAAAGCAGAAAGUACGGCGGCCACCGUAAGAAAGGCUUACAGUAUUCAAUUAUGCCGCAUUAACUGAUCAGUACAGUACUGCGAGGGAACGUAAAAGAACAUUUAUCUCCCCAUGUCCCCCAGAGGGCUCCAUAAAAAUCACCUCUGUGGGAGUUAAAUCAACACUGGGCUUUUUGCUGUGCGCAUUGUUUGGUUGGGCUUCCUGCAUUUGGGGACAAAUCAGGCCAAGUGGACUUUAGUCAGUUUUUUUUUUAAUUUUUUUAUGGACUUUUCAAGUGAGAUAUACUCUCAUUGUUUAGGGCACUGCUGUGAUGUCAUGAGCACAAAGAUUAUGACAUAGUGAUGUCAUAGUGAGAGGCUUUGACUCUGUCAAAGUCCCGGUCACAGUCAUUGUGUUCCAAGAGUUCCAAGGUAAGGUUACUUUCUGUGAGUAGGAGACAUAAAGCGAUUGCUAUCCAAACACAAGAAGGAAAUGAAACGUUCAUCGCAAGAUUCGCGGACGAAGGCCAGAUCGGAUCAAUUAACUGAGAAUGAUCCACGGUCCCAGAAGAAAGCCCUGAAAAAUGAUUGUGGAAGAGCUAGAGAGACAACGCGGCCUUCCAUACUGGAAGAAAUCAAGCGAAGAGAAAGUUCUGUGUCCAGGGAGAGAAAUCAAAGUAUUGAGAAAAACUUACAGACACAACUGGAAAAUGUUUAUAAGCAGAAGAAGGAAUUUAAACAGUUAGAGGCUAAACAUUUUAAACUUUCUAUCAAUCAUAAAGGGAUUUUGACUAAACUUCAAGAAAGUGAAACUAGAAUUCAGGAACUUGAAAGUCAGGUAAAAUACAUGGAACGAUGUCUUGCAGAGAAGACGUAUGCUCUCAGGACUGAAACCACACGGGGGUAUCAUCUGGAUGAUACAAUAGCAACACUGAAGGGGUUCAAAGAACGAGCGCUGGCCGCAGAAAAACAGGUGAGGGAGCUUACAGAUGAAAACCAAAGAGUGAAAGUACAGCUAGACAUGUCUAACCAGAAAGCAACUACAUUUAGAAAUGAAUCAGAGGCCCUUAAAGUCGAGCUUAAAAAGCAGUUAGAUCUUAUGAGAACAAAAUUGAAAACGAUUGGCAAUCUUAAGCUCGAUUUGGAUGCAAAGCAUAAGGCAAUCGAUGCUCUAAAAGAAGAGAUUCAGAAACAACACAAAGUUACCCAAGAAAUAGAACUUGAGGCGAAAAGAAAUCGACAGAAUGAAGAAUCAUCACUGAAGCGGGUCAAGUACAUGGAUGAAGAAAAUUUGAGUUUAAGAAAAGAAGUCAGGUCACUACACAAGUCUUUGUACGAUUUUGAGAUGAAGUUGUCAAAACAAGAUUUGCAGUACCAAAACCUCCAGGAGAAAUUUGAAAAUGCACACACAGAAAGAGCAAUCCUGCAGAAAAAAACCCACAAACUGGACAUUUCUACAGCGAGUCUUGAGAAAGAGGUUGUUGAAACCCAGACACUCCUGGAAAAGUCCCAGCAAGAGAAUCAGUUACUGAAGAAUCAAGUGGAGCAGAUGAAGAUAAAGCUGGCUGAAACAAUUCAGAUCGCCAAGGAAAGAAAAAGAAAAUUUGAAAAAGACCUCCAGCGUACACAAGAGGAUUUUAUGAAACUGAAGAUGCAGAGAGAAGACGCUGUGACAAAAAACAGAAGAGCCACAGAAGCACUUUACUCUAAUGAGAGAAAAAUUGGAAUACAGGCUGAUUUAAUUCGCGAACAGGAUUGUAAGAUUAUAGAGCUAACUAAGGAAGUUCUGCGACACCAUGAGAAUGCUCAGAAAUUUAAAGUUGUUAGAGCAACUUAUUCUAAGGUGCAAAGGUUAGGGCUAGAUGAAGAGAGAGGAGAUAUUAUACUUCUCCCAGACACCGACAGGAAAACGGAAAAACUAAAAAUGUAUCGAAUUGAGAACCGCAGAUUGUCCAAAACACUGGAAGAGAAAGAGACAGAAAUUAAGGAUCUCAAGCUUGAGGAGCAGAAGCUGCAGCAUGAGGUGAAGAAUCUCAAAUCUAAGUUAGACUAUCUGCCAGAAGAUGCAUUGCAUGAAGUGCAUGUGAGUCAGACCAAAUUUAAAGCUCUCAGAAGACGGAUAAAAGCCCAAGAAGCAGAGAUUAGUGCAUAUGUAGCAAGAAUGAAAUUGCAAGAUGCCACCAACGAGGAGUUGAAAAAUAAACUUAAAGACAUCUCUUUAUCAAAGAAAAACAGAUUUCCACCCAUUGAGUCAAAAAAUAUCAAACUGAAAUCUGAGGACUCAGACCCAAAGUCUAUGAAGAAACCCCAAAAAAUUGUUUAUCUACCGCCUCUUCAAAUCAGUUCAUUUGGAAGAGCAAAAAUGUAAAGGGAUGUGGUUGUUUAUGUUUGACUGCCUCUGGGCUAUCAAAAUGACGUCAUUAAGCACCUCAUUGUCUCAGGUGGGCAAUGACAGCGAGACCUGGAGGGUCUCACCAACAUGCCUUCCAUUAAGGAAGCUGAGCCUGGGGACUCUGGGUUGGGCUCUCCAAUCCCUAGGGACAAGGUCGCCGAGGUGGUUAAACAGCUCCUCAGUGGCAUGGCCCCAGGUGUGGAUGAGAUCCGCCCAGAGUUCCUUAAGGUUCUGGAUGUUGUAGGGUUGUGUUGGCUGACGCGACUCUGCAAUAUCGCAUGGACAUCGGCGGCAGUUCCUUUGGAUUGGCAGAUUGGGGUGGUGGUCCCCCUGUUCAAAAGGGGGACCAGAGGGUG
Messenger RNA from Xiphophorus maculatus (southern platyfish), 2739 nucleotides. Its product is annotated as centrosomal protein of 63 kDa-like. Bases 485 to 2359 code for a protein of 624 amino acids. NCBI's taxonomy places the organism in Eukaryota, Metazoa, Chordata, Actinopteri, Cyprinodontiformes, Poeciliidae. The record is from RefSeq and is a predicted model, not a curated record. The transcript has a single exon.